Sapajus apella (tufted capuchin) is the source of this 2266-nucleotide messenger RNA. It is a transcript of the gene RGP1, whose product is annotated as RGP1 homolog, RAB6A GEF complex partner 1. The record is from RefSeq and is a predicted model, not a curated record. NCBI's taxonomy places the organism in Eukaryota, Metazoa, Chordata, Mammalia, Primates, Cebidae. The transcript is spliced from 9 exons. Bases 109 to 1284 code for a protein of 391 amino acids. Gene Ontology annotation, cellular component: Ric1-Rgp1 guanyl-nucleotide exchange factor complex; Golgi membrane. Gene Ontology annotation, biological process: retrograde transport, endosome to Golgi.
AAGGGAAGUCCCGCCUCUGCCGCCCGGGGGACGCAGCCGACUGCGCCGCCGCCGCCAAAUACCUGGCCGUGUCCCGGAGGGGAGGGCAGAUCUGAUUCCGGAGCUGCCAUGAUUGAAGUGGUAGCAGAGCUAAGCCGGGGUCCUGUAUUUUUGGCUGGGGAGGCGCUGGAAUGUGUGGUGACCGUCACCAACCCCCUUCCCCCCACGGCCACUUCUGCAUCCAGUGAGGCCCUGGCCUGGGCCAGUGCCCAAAUCCACUGUCAGUUCCAUGCCAGUGAGAGUCGAGUAGCACUGCCUCCCCCUGACUCUAGUCAGCCAGAUGUCCAGCCUGACAGCCAGACUGUCUUUCUGCCACACCGAGGUGAGAGGGGUCAGUGUAUUCUUUCUACUCCACCAAAAAUUCUAUUCUGUGACCUGAGGCUAGACCCUGGAGAGUCCAAAUCAUACUCCUACAGUGAAGUGCUGCCCAUAGAGGGACCACCCUCCUUUCGGGGUCAGUCAGUCAAGUACGUCUACAAACUGACCAUUGGCUGCCAGCGUGUCAACUCCCCCAUCACUUUACUCAGAGUCCCUCUGAGGGUUCUUGUGCUGACUGGCCUUCAGGAUGUCCGAUUUCCCCAGGAUGAGGCUGUUGCCCCAUCCAGUCCAUUCUUGGAGGAGGAUGAAGGUGGGAAGAAGGAUUCAUGGCUAGCCGAGCUGGCUGGGGAGCGCCUAAUGGCUGCCACAUCCUGCCGCAGCCUCCAUCUAUACAAUAUCAGUGAUGGCCGAGGGAAAGUUGGGACAUUUGGCAUCUUCAAAUCUGUGUACAGACUUGGUGAAGAUGUGGUGGGGACCUUAAACUUAGGGGAAGGAACCGUAGCUUGUUUGCAGUUUUCAGUAAGCUUACAGACCGAGGAGCGUGUACAGCCUGAGUACCAGCGGCGACGUGGGGCAGGGGGUGUCCCCUCUGUGUCGCAUGUGACUCACGCCCGGCACCAGGAAUCCUGCCUACAUACAACCAGAACCAGCUUCUCCCUCCCAAUCCCUCUCAGCUCCACCCCAGGCUUCUGCACGGCCAUUGUGUCCUUGAAGUGGAGAUUGCAUUUUGAAUUUGUAACAUCCCGAGAACCAGGAUUGGUACUUCUUCCCCCUGUGGAACAGCCUGAACCUGCCACCUGGACAGGUCCUGAGCAAGUACCUGUAGACACCUUCAGCUGGGACCUCCCCAUCAAGGUGCUGCCUACCAGCCCCACCCUGGCCUCAUAUGCUGCCCCAGGCCCCAGCACAAGCACCAUAACCAUCUGAAACUGGCCCAUCCUGGUGCUAGUUCCUUCCGGAUACUGAGAACUCAGCACCUGGACUCUAGUGGGAACCACUUUUUCCACCUGAGGUCCAAUGGCGCGGACAAUGAGAGUCAGCCUUUCAGCCAUAGCAUUAAUUUAUUUAUUCAGAAUACAUUGGCAGCUGCUAGUGGUUUCCCUGGAAGUGGCAGCAGCAGUGAGCAGUCAGCAGAUGGGUGAUCAGUUGAGUUUAGCUGGAGUGGGGAGCAGGAGCCCCAGGAACAGGGGUGUUGGCUGAGCCCCACUCUGGGUCAGGCCCUCCCCCUUUGCAGGGUAGCCGAGGGUCAGAUUUUUGCACCAACGAGAACUGGCAAGUUCCUGCCUCCUGACGUACCUCACACCCAGCCGGGAAGUCAAUGGGAUGCUGGGACCUGAGGAACCAAGGAUGAGGGAAGGAGUCAGCACAGUGAAAGGCUGCCUUUAUCCCUGCCCACGUUCCCUCUCUCACAGCUUUCCCCCGAGAGUCUCCUUGAGUGGCCUCUUGGUCCUCCUAACUAAGCUCUCACCUACCAUAUGUAGGCUUUUUUGUUAUAUAACAGGAGUAUUUUUUCUCCAGGUCCAACCCAACCUCCCCCGAUUUAUAGCCUAAAGCCUAUCUUUCACACUAGUCUUGGUCCCUUCAGGGUCAGCCCACCUCGUACUGCUCUUCUGUUCAUUCUUACAUCACAGCAAUCCAGUCACUCCCUGUUCAUCCCUUAGUCACUCAAAUCAGAGUCAUUCUCUGGUCAUCUUUAGUCACUCACGUGUCACAGCAGCCCACACCGACAGGAUGCAGACAGGUGCAAUGGAAACAGUCCUUGCGGAGCCAAGACUCACCCAGGGUGAAAUAUUUCCCCUCAUAGUGACAGGGGGCUAGGGAAGAAAGGGAAAUGUUAGUGGGUGUAGGAGUGCUGAUGAGAGGCAGAGUCUCUUCUGGUCUUGGGUGGAGAAAAUAAUUAUGUACUAUC